AUGGCUCUAUCAGACUGCUGCCUCAAGGGCUUUAGGUGGGAUGGAGAGCCGCUCGGUCACGAAGAGCAGCUGGGCGAGAACAAAGCAUACAUCUCUGGCGCGAACAAAGAUGCGGCUGUCAUGUUCAUUCAUGAUGCAUUUGGCUGGACGUUCAAGAACCUGAGGCUCUUGGCGGAUCACUAUGCUCAAGAAGCAGAUGCUACGGUGUACCUACCAGACUUCUUCGGCGGCGAGGUCCUUGAUUCCGAAGUCCUUGCAUCGGGGAAUUGGCAGUCACUCGAUAUGAAGGGGUUCAUGGCUCGCAAUAGCAAGGACGCAAGGCGAGACGAGAUAUUUUCCUGUGCCAAGGUCCUUCGCUCCCAGUACAAGCGUAUUGGCGUCAUCGGCUUCUGCUUUGGCGGCUGGGCUGUUUUCCAGCUCGGUGCAAGGGGAAACAACCUUGUCGAUUGCAUAGCGACAGCGCAUCCGAGUCUUCUGACCAAGGAAGAGAUCGACGCCGUUGGGGUGCCCGUCCAAAUACUGGCGCCGGAGCACGACAUGAUGUUCACCCCGGAGCUACGGGAGUACGCUAACAAGAAGAUACCGGAGCUGCAGCUACCGUAUGACUUUCAAUUCUUCCCUGGUGUUACUCCCUGCGAGGAGCCUUUGCUCCUUCGACGAGGGCUCAGACCUUUCCUUUCUCAACAUCCCAAGGAACCUAGCGACGCCGAAGCCAUGGCCUCGUUCAUGUCGUCCGUCAUGCGCCUCGCCUUCAAGCGGCACCCUCCCGAGGGGCGCCUGGACGAGGAGCACGCGGCCGCAACGGCUGGUUCCGUCGGUAUGACCUCCACGCUCGGCGGGGCGACGUUUGCUCCCUCGCAGCAGACGCAGCACGGCGGCGGCGGCGGCAUCAUCUACCCGAGCACGGCCUCCGACGACGACCCGCUGACGCUCUUCCGCCUCAUGCUCGGCAUCACGGCGUCGCCGCACCUGGGCUUCAGCGCGCACGGCCCCGCCGGCACGCGCCCGGCGCCCAACGUCGGCCUGUACGCGCGCGUCGUGCACUCGGAGCAAAAGGCCAAGGACAGCUACAAGGUCUUCUCGGUCGUCAUCAACGCGUGCUACUUUUUGCAGAUCAUCGUCGCCGCCGCGCUGACCGCCAUGGGCGCCGCCGCCGUCAACAGCAAGGCCAUCACGGCCUUCGGCGCCAUCAACACCAUCAUCGCCGGCUUCCUGACCUUCCUCAAGGGGUCGGGCCUGCCCGGCCGGCUCAAGUACUUUGGCGGCGAGUGGAAGAAGAUCCGCGAGUUCAUCGAGCAGCGCGAGCGCGACUUCUCGCGCCGCGGGUGCGGCCUCGACGUGCACGAGACGGUGGCCCUGAUCGAGGCCAUGUACGCCAACACGAAGCGCGACAUCGAGAUGAACACGCCCGACAGCUUCAACUCGGUGAGCAAUAUCCAGGUCAACAGUCCGACGCGGAUCGGUCUCGGCGUGGAACCGCCGCACAAGAUCGCCGGCGUCGACGUCUCCAAGAUCGAGGGCAUCAUGGGCAAGCUCAAGAGCUUGGACGGUACGAUCGGCAACAUAAAGUCCCGCAUCGAGAAGAAGGGGCACGACGUGAACGAAGCGGCGCACCAACUACAGGAUGACGAGAAGAGGGCCGAGGAGGAGCUGCAGCGUCUGGGAAAAUCAAUUGAGGCGGGAAUCGAAGAGCAUAAGCCCAGGCUGGUGAGAGAGAUGUCUCAUGCAGUAGACGAGGUAACUCGAGAGGCUAGGGAGCAAGUCACGCAAAGAGCCGGGCAGGUGGCCGCUGAUGCAAGGACUGCGACGGAGCGCGCGCGAGAUGAAGCCAUGGCUGGUGUGGCGAGAGAGGUGAGAAGAGCUGCUGAUGACGUCGAUCCGAGUUCCAAGAAGUACUAG
Messenger RNA from Thyridium curvatum, 1899 nucleotides. RefSeq lists its product as uncharacterized. The transcript is spliced from 4 exons. Gene Ontology annotation, molecular function: hydrolase activity. Bases 1 to 1899 code for a protein of 632 amino acids. The record is from RefSeq and is a predicted model, not a curated record. Lineage: Eukaryota; Fungi; Ascomycota; Sordariomycetes; Thyridiales; Thyridiaceae.